AUGGGCGGAAAGGUGAUUAACGAAUCCGUUACUCUACGCGAUCACGAAGCACGGCCGAAUUAUGGUGCAACAGAACACGAUGACAAUUCUGUGUUCAUUGAAGACCCCUAUAUAAAUUCCGCAGGCGUCGAUCCCAGUGAAAACGAACAGAAAGGAUCGAAUUGGUCGGCUUACAUCAAUAUCGUAUGCUUGAUUGCCGGAUCGGGAACCCUUGGAAUUCCAUAUGCCAUCCAACAAGGAGGAUGGUUGUCAGUGAUCAUUCUAAUACUCUCCGCAAUAUUGUCAAUCUAUGCAAACAUAAAAUUGAUCGAAUGUCUAUAUCAUAACGGGACGCGAAGAUCUUCGAUGUCAGAGUUAGCCUAUUACGCAUUUGGAAAAGUUGGACUUUACAUUAUUUCUUUCUUUUUUAACAUCGUUACUUUAGGUUGCCCCGUCAUAUAUCUUAUUCUGUGCGGUGAAAAUUUUCAUUCGCUACUUAGUAUGGUAGGAAUUGACAUCGGAAUAAAAAGUUGGGUCUACAUUUGUGCUGUAGUUAUGUCUGUUCCCUUUAUUCUAAUGAAAACGAUGAAAGAAGCUACUUGGUUAAGUAUAUUUGGGGCAUUGACGACAGCCUUGGUUGUAUUAGUCGUAUUCUUUACCUCAAUUAGCGAAUACCCCAAGAAUUCACAAAAUCAACAUGAUCUCCUGAUCAUUCGAGACAUUCCUUUAGCUUUGGCCACUUUUAGUUUCAGCUAUGGUGGAAAUACUGUCUAUCCUCAUGUGGAAGCGAGCAUGGCAAAUCCACGUGAUUGGCCAAAGAUUUUAAGUCUCGCCACGCUUACCAUCACGAUUAUGUACUUAUCAAUCGGCAUUCCUGCUUACCUAACGUACGGUCGAACCACUCUCUCACCUAUAUAUCUCAACCUUCCCUCUGGAUUCGCCACAAACAUGUCCGUAAUAAUGAUCACUGCUCAUAUUCUACUUGCCUUGCCAAUCUAUCAAACCGCCUUCGCUCUAGAGGUCGAAAAUUAUAUUGGCAUAAAUGUACAAAACCUGGGUAAAACCAGAGAAUUCAUAUAUCGAGUGGCAUUUCGAUUAGCCACGGUUCUGUUCACCACCUACUGCGCGAUUAAUUUACCCUUUUUUUCUGAUGUCAUGGCAUUGUUGGGAUCGAUGGGAAAUGGUGUUUUACUAUGUAUCACGCCAAUUAUAUUUUGGAUAAAAUUGUUUGGAUGGAAUCAGUUGAACGGGUGGAAAGAAAAAUCAUUGGUAAUAUUCACGCUAGUGUUUUCUGCAUUGGGUGCAGUUACUGGUACCUUGGAUGCUUUAGAUGCCUUAUGGAAAGAUAUUAUGCGUGAAUGGCCAUAA
Acaulospora morrowiae is the source of this 1347-nucleotide messenger RNA. The record is from the annotation of a GenBank genome assembly. NCBI's taxonomy places the organism in Eukaryota, Fungi, Glomeromycota, Glomeromycetes, Diversisporales, Acaulosporaceae.